Molecule: messenger RNA, 266 nt
Organism: Racocetra persica
Lineage: Eukaryota; Fungi; Glomeromycota; Glomeromycetes; Diversisporales; Gigasporaceae
Source: the annotation of a GenBank genome assembly
AUGACAAUAACAGAUAAUGAAGGUGAAUCAAAUAUGAUAAAUGAAAUGAAAAUGUUAAUAAAUGAUUUAGAAAAAAAUGAAGAUGAAAUAAAUAAUUCAGUGAAAAUUAAAUCAAAAAAUAGAGACAAUCGAUAUUCUAGAAAAUAUUCUAGAAGGGAAUUUAUUAAUCUAAGAAAGGAUUGGAUAGAGACAACUAACAAUAAAAUAAAAGAUGAGACAAAUAGUAAAAGAGACGAAUUUGAAAGAUUAAACAGCAAAAUAAGCAG